Molecule: messenger RNA, 483 nt
Organism: Gongylonema pulchrum
Lineage: Eukaryota; Metazoa; Nematoda; Chromadorea; Rhabditida; Gongylonematidae
Source: the annotation of a GenBank genome assembly
AUGUCCGCAGAAAACAGCACUGUUAAGCUGGGUAAAGGCACUUUUAUCUUAUGGGUGGCGAUAACUGUGCUUCUCAUUGCUUUACUUAUUCUAUUUAUUGUUUUGUUUUCAAUCUGGGCAGUGAAACUGCGGCGGGCUGAGCAACACACAGUAAGUCCCCAAGGCGCAGCAAGUCCCGGAGGCGCAAAAAGUCGUGGUGGCGCAAAAAGUCGCGGUAGCACAAAAAGUCGCGGUGGCACAAAAAGUCGCGGUGUCACAGAAAGUUCCAGAGGCGCAGAAAGUCGCCGUGGCGAAAAUAUUCCCGGAGGCGCAGGAAGUACCGGUGGCACGAAAAGCAUUAGUGACACAGAAAGUACCGGUGGCGCAGGAAUUCCUGAAGACACAGAGAGUACCAGCAGUACAGAAAGUACCAGCAGUACAGGAAGUGUCGGUGGUCAAGAAGACGACAACUACUGUAAUUUGACAAUAUGCCAAAGGGAGUAA